This is a messenger RNA of Momordica charantia (bitter melon), 1126 nucleotides long. The record is from RefSeq and is a predicted model, not a curated record. Lineage: Eukaryota; Viridiplantae; Streptophyta; Magnoliopsida; Cucurbitales; Cucurbitaceae.
UCAAAUUUACAGGUGGGUCAAAAAUCAAAAUUCCUCAAAUUGUUCUGUUCUCGGAAUUCCUCCUCCUCCAGCUCCCCGGGAAUCGAAACCAUAUCGCAGCAUCGUAUUGCUCUAUCGAAGCCACUAUUGAGUUCAUCUUCUACCGCCAUCGCCGCCUCGUUGUUUAGGGCUUCGACCGAAUCGGAGUUCCGCCGACAGAGUAGACCCAGAAUCUGGUACCCGCCUACCAAAGUUGAACGUUUUUCAUUGAGUCAAGAAGAUGGUUUCUGGGUUGAUAAAUGCAAAUCCAGUUGUAUACCAAAAGAAAGAGCGGCGGACUCGUAACACUCCUUUUGAUAGUGAUGAAUAUGCAGUGGAAGCCAUUGAUCAGUUGGAAAUUUUUGAUCAUGUUAGAGAUAUAAAAGAUCCUGAGCACCCUUACUCUUUGGAAGAGCUUAAAGUAAUAACGGAAGAUGCCAUUGAAGUAGAUGAUGGGCGUAGUUACGUGAGAGUUACAUUUACACCAACAGUCGAACAUUGUAGCAUGGCAACAAUUAUUGGUUUGUGCCUGAGAGUGAAACUUAUGAGGAGCCUUCCUUCUCGGUAUAAGGUGGACAUUAGGGUAGCACCUGGAUCCCAUGCUACUGAAGCAGCAGUAAAUAAACAACUUAAUGACAAAGAACGAGUUGCAGCAGCACUGGAAAAUCCGAAUCUAUUAGACAUGGUUGACGAAUGCCUGGCUCCAUCUUAUGGUUGAUUGGUUUGGGAGCGGUAAAUGCAGUUAGAUCAAUAAUCAGCUAAAAUCCAAUCACAUAGAAUAUUUUUGAUCCCUUUUAUGAGUGUAUGUAUUAUAUGAGUUUAUUAGAAACACAAUGUUCUAAGGUUUUUUAUUUUCUCCAAAAACAUUAUUUCACUAAAUCAGUAGUAUACAAUCAUACAGAUAAGGUUUAGUUGAAUUUGAAUUCGUUGUUAUAGGUUGUAUUUUCUUCUAUUGCAUUUAUUAUUUUUGUGGUUCAUCCACCAGACUUUAGUUCUUGUCUUCUUAGAACUCAAGGGCACAGUUGUACAACCUAUAGAACAGAUCUUGUUUCAAGUAAGGUCAUCUUCUAUUGCUUUAUUAUUGAAGAACUUUUCUGAUGUUCAGUUA